Cydia strobilella is the source of this 986-nucleotide messenger RNA. Its product is annotated as protein takeout-like. The transcript is spliced from 6 exons. Lineage: Eukaryota; Metazoa; Arthropoda; Insecta; Lepidoptera; Tortricidae. Bases 46 to 807 code for a protein of 253 amino acids. The record is from RefSeq and is a predicted model, not a curated record.
AUAUAAAAACUCCGCGACCUUAAAUCGUUGCAGUUGGAAGGCUGAAUGCGACGAGAUCGGUCUUUGCCGCGAUUUAAAAAAUCAGUGUCAAAAAUCAAGAUGCGCGCGUUUUUGGUAGCGGUAUGUUGUUUGGCGGGAGUGAGGGCGGAUACGCUGCCGUCCUUCAUCCACCCCUGCUCAGCAUCAGACCCGAACCUGAACAGCUGCCUCGAGAAGUCCAUCGCCCUGGCCGGCCCAAUGUUCGCCCAGGGCAUCCCAGCGCUGGGCAUCGCGACGCUGGACCCGGUGCAGCUGGGGACGGUGCUGGUGAACAACCCCAGCUUGAAGAUCACGUUUACGGAGACGGUUGUGACUGGACUGAGCGGGUUUAGAGUUAAUUCGUUCAAAAUGCACCCCGACGCGGGCAAAGCCGUGUUCGACUUCACCGCCAAUGUGACGUUGAAGGCGCACUACGACAUGAAUGGACAGGUGCUCAUCCUGCCAAUCAAGGGCAACGGACAGGCCAAGAUCAAAAUUACGAACCUAAACAUCGUGAUCAAAUACGAUUACGAGACCAAGCAGGGCCACUGGGUGGUCACCGGAUACAAGGACACGUACAAGAUGGACCGUGCCCAGUUCAAGUUCACUAAUCUCUUCGGGGGCAACAAACAGCUAGCGGACACGACAAACAGGUUCACGAAUGAGAACUGGAGCCUAAUAAUGCAGGAAAUCGCGCCGCCCGCCAUCACUGAGAUCAUCAGGAAAUGUAUCGAUGAAGUCAAGAAACUCUUCGCUGCUAUUCCUGCUGCGGAGCUGCUGAAAGCGUGAACGGAGACACGAUCCACCGCGUAAUCAACGAGCACUGGGAGGCUGUCAUCCGCGACUUCGCUACCGUCAGCUUUGACCACAUCAUUCGCGCAUGCGUCAACGAGUCCAAGAAACUCUUCGCCGCUGUUCCAGCUGACAAACUUUUACUGCCUUAACCCCUUGAAACAACGGGCUUCAAU